Messenger RNA from Danaus chrysippus (African queen), 2664 nucleotides. Lineage: Eukaryota; Metazoa; Arthropoda; Insecta; Lepidoptera; Nymphalidae. The record is from the annotation of a GenBank genome assembly.
AUGCGGCAAGCGGUUGCGUUGCUGCUGACCGCAUGUGCUGUCUCUGCACAGAUUGCGUGGACACCAAUAUUCUUAGACGGCAGCAGUCAAGUCGACCUGUGGACGCAGUCAUCAUCAGGUUGUGCAUGCCCAGGUCAAGGAGGAGAGGAGUGCGCCUGUUGCGUGCGCGACGGAGCAUGUCCCUGUGGGGAUUUUGCUCCGGGAAGAUGCGCUCAAUGUGGACUUGAACAAUUCUGUUCGAAUAUGUGCAAUAUGACUAUUGACUCGCGAGUCCUCAAGAAUAAGUCUGGCAAAACUUUCGGCCAGAUCAAAUCUCCAUCCAUAGAGGGUCCCAGCACAUGUUCCUACAUCCUUCAGCCAGAUGCAGGACAGCGAGUUGAAAUUCAAGUGUAUCGACUCGUUUCUGUUGGGAGAUACAACGGGUCCAGUUGUGUAGGUGGUUGGUUGCAACUGAGUGGUGCCAGCGCUGUCCAGGAUGCCAGUGGCGCAGCUGACACAAGAUUGUGUGGUACUAACGAACGAUACACGCCUCCAGUUGUAUUGUUUGCUGACCACGGCGCUGCUGCUCUUGAUUUUAGGAUAACUGAGAAAACUGAAAGAUCGCAGUUCCUGGCUUUCUUCAGUUUUACAUCUUUAAGCAAUACACAGGGCGUUGGUUUCCAUCCCAGAGGUGGCUCCAGAAUUCCUAAUACAGAUUGUGACUGGUUGUACCAAGACGUCUCGUGUCGUGGCAGCGGUACAUGUGUAUUAGCAAGUCCUGGAUAUCCUGGCCUGUACCCUCCACAUCGCCGAUGCCGAUAUCUCUUUGCUACAAACUCGGUACACACCAGGGUCAAAAUUAUAUUUACAUCUAUAUUGCUACCUAAGAACCAUUGUACUACGGACUAUUUAACGCUCCGGGCUGGCAGUUCGCCGUCAGCACCACUUCUCGCUUCACUCUGCUCUGAAAGAAGCGCAACAUUAGAACAUCCCGGGCCAAAUUUGUUACUGGAAUUCAAUUCUGGGCCUUUGGUAUCACCAUAUGACUACAAUGGCUUCAUUGCGAAGUUAGAAUUUCUUGAGAAAAUAGAAGAAAAUAUUCUUACACCUACAAUAGCUGCUGCGCCACCACUCGCUGCUCUCACGCACUAUACAUAUGGGGAAAAUAAUGUAGCAGUCGAUAACGAUGCAACAUCAAACGAAAUAUCAAAUAAUAACGGACGUAUAGGAUGUGGUGCAACGGUUCGUGGUUUUGGAGCGGGUGUAGUAAGAUCAGGACAUUUUGAUACAAGAGCAACGACAUGGCGAGCACAAUGUAUAAUACAUUUACUUGGAAUGCCCACUGAUGUGGUUCAAGUGUCUUUAUUUAAUUAUAAUUUAAGGUUACAAGGUUGUAGAUCUCAUAUUGAGGUCUUGGAAGGUGUUCAUGAAUAUGGAUUAAAAGGGGAUAGGGGUGAUAGAUAUGAAAGAGGAGACAGAGCUCUCCUAAGGAUAUGUGGUCCUUCUGUAAGAGAAGCAAGAGAUCCUUCGGGAAGGUUUUUAGUAAGACAGGCCGUUACAUCUAAGAGUUCAAACUUAACCAUAUUAGUGAGAAGAGCAACAACCCAAAGUGUGGACGAAGAGGAAUUUGUGGAUGGCGCCUUCUCAUUUCAUGACGAACAGCAUGAGGGUACGGUUUCACCCGAUGCUACAUGUGCAUCCACUCACUACGGCCUUGCUGCGCCGGUUCAAGGCGGGGUUUCAGCUCCUUCACAUCAUCACAUUUUUUGGAAUAUUGAGGAAAGACUUAUGUGCACUCAUCGGUUUAUACCAGCAACUAAUCAAAGUGUUACUAUCGAGAUCCAAAGAUUGGAGCGUAUGUGGAGUGCUGAACCAACUGGAAGUGUGGUGACAGGAACUGGUGGAUGUCGUACCGCUUGUGGUGAUGCUGGUUGCGAAUGUCGAGCUAACACACCACUUCGAUACCACGACCAUGUGGCACUUGUAGCAGGCGAUGGUACACACCUGUCCUGUCUUUGUGGCGAUUUCCAGGCUGCUUGGCUGCCUGUUGUAGUUAGAAGCUGGACGAGCUUGCGCUUGGAGUAUUCAGUCGCCCACUACACGUACGCCAGUCGAGGAUUUGAUUAUGCUGCUGCAUAUAGCUUUAAUGACGAUGCUAUGUGUGGUCAACGCACGUACACCACACAUUCUGGGGAGAUAUCGUCGAAGAAUGUUUCCGUUACGGGCAGUUUAAAUGAAUUUUUUUAUCAACAAUGUACUUGGGUGUUGGACUCUAAUGUUGAACGACAACUUUACAUUGAUAUAUGGUCAGAACAGGAUAAGUCGUGCAGCUCGUGGAAUAUUACACUUCACGAAUGGUCGGGCAUGGGGGCGCACAGUGAAGGCGGGCUGGCAGCAUCGGCUGGCGAUCUACUUUAUACCUUCUGUGCUCGUCAUAAGAACCAUACAUACACGCUACCCUGGAGACUCAACACAGUUGUUAUUAGAUUAGUUGCACUAUCACGACAACAACCAUUAUAUACAAUCCGAUGGCGGUCACAAGUAGUGCGGGCUAACAGGCUCAGUCCGCCCACACCAGCCCCCGCAGCAGCAGCCAUCGCCUCCAAUCUCGCGCCAUACAAUGUUAUUUUAAUUUUAUUGGCGCUCACACGGUACUUAUACCCAAAGGUAGUAUUAAGCACAUAA